AUGACUUCCAUUCCGGACUCAACUCUCCGCGCCCUCGUGGACAAUCUCAAGUCCUCGGAUAUCUUCACGCCCUCGUCUGAAGGCUACCUAGACAGCAUUCGACGAUGGUCGGAAACCGGAGUCAAACAAGCCGGUGUUGUGGUGAUGCCCACUGAGACUGACGAUGUUCGCACCGCGCUUCUCUGGGCUCAGGAACAUGGUAUCGACCUCGCCGUCAAGGGUGGUGGUCAUUCCGUCGCGGGGACGAGUUCUAGCGAUGGCGGAUUGGUCAUCGAUCUGUCGCGCAUGAACAAAGUCACCGCGGACACAGAGAAGAAGACACUGACCGUCCAGGGUGGCGCCGUGUGGAAAGACGUCGAUGAAGCGGGCGCAGAGCACGGGCUCGCGGCCGUCGGCGGCACAGUCAACCACACCGGGGUCGGUGGAUUGACACUCGGCGGAGGAUACGGCUGGCUGAGCGGCCAGUACGGACUCACCAUUGACAACCUGCUGGCUGCGACGGUGGUGCUCGCAGAUGGGCAAGUGGUCACGGCGUCUGCGACCGAGAACGCCGACCUCUUCUGGGGCCUGCGCGGUGCAGGAUACAAUUUCGGGGUGGUGGUCGACUUCACCUUCCAGGCCUAUGAGCAGAAGACACCCGUGUACGCAGGAAUCAUCGCGUUCACACCCGACAAGCUCGAGUCGGUCGUCGAGCAGCUGAACGUGCUCUUCGAAAACCCCGAUCCUCGAUCUGGUGCGAUCAUCAUCCUCGCUCAGCCGCCGGGUGCCCCUACCAUCAUGGUCAACGUGCUGGUCUUCUACAACGGCACCAACGAGGAAGGCUCGCAGCGUUACGCCGGCUUACUUGCCCUCGAGCCCGUGGUGAACAUGAUCGAGGCCAUCCCUUACUCCUUGCUCAACGCCCUCCAGAACCCGAUGGCCACUUACGGCGAUCGCAAGUCCUUCAAGGGUCUAUUCUAUCGCACACCCAUGGAUGCCCAGUUCCUGCGUUCCAUGCUGGACGAAUUAAACGCGAAGGUGCAGGAGCACCCCGACAUCAUCCCAGCCAUGCUGCUGGAGUGCUACGAUAUGAGGAAGAUUUGCAACGUGCCGCUGGAUGCGACCGCGUUCGCGAAUCGGAGUCUUACGCAGAACGGACUGCUCAACCUGCGGUGGACGGAUGCGUCCAAGGACGGCGAAUAUCGGGCCUGGGCGCGCGAAAUACAAGCUAAGUUCAAGGCGCAGUUUGAGACACAGCUCAACGGAGAGGAGACUGCCGCUGUACCACAGUAUAUCAACUACGCGGAGCCCGGAGACGUGAUCGUGAACAACAUCUACGGAAAUAAUCUGGAGCGCCUGAGGGACGUCAAGGCGAAGUACGACCCGAAGAAUGUCUUCCACAAGAUGCAUCCCGUUUCCCGCGCUUAG
Molecule: messenger RNA, 1407 nt
Organism: Aspergillus bombycis
Lineage: Eukaryota; Fungi; Ascomycota; Eurotiomycetes; Eurotiales; Aspergillaceae
Product: FAD-binding oxidoreductase
Exons: 3
Coding region: 1-1407 (468 amino acids)
Molecular function (GO): oxidoreductase activity; FAD binding
Source: RefSeq, a predicted model, not a curated record